Molecule: messenger RNA, 1332 nt
Organism: Saccharomycodes ludwigii
Lineage: Eukaryota; Fungi; Ascomycota; Saccharomycetes; Saccharomycodales; Saccharomycodaceae
Exons: 1
Coding region: 1-1332 (443 amino acids)
Biological process (GO): mRNA splicing, via spliceosome
Cellular component (GO): nuclear speck
Molecular function (GO): RNA binding
Source: RefSeq, a predicted model, not a curated record
AUGAGUGAAGAAUUAAAUCAAAAGGUGCCACCACCACCACCAGCAGCAGCCACAGAAGGUUCAACCGAAAUGAGUACAGUUAGGGAACCUCAGCAACAACAAGAAGAACAAGCAGAAGAAGAACAAGCACAAGAAGAACAAGCACAAGAACAACAGCAACCAGAACAACAGCAACCAGAACAACAGCAAACAGAACAACAGCAAACAGAACAACCACCACAAGAACAAGAACAGCAAGAACAACCGCCACAAGAACCAGAACAACCACCACAAGAAGAAAAACAACAGCAACCAGAACAGCCACCACAAGAACAACAGCAACAAGAACAACAACAACAACAACAAGAACAACAACAAGAACAGCAACAAGAACAACAACAACAGCAACAAGAACAACAAGAACAACAGGAAUAUGGCCACACAGAACAAAUACAACAAAGAGAACAACAUAUUUCAGAAUCAGAACAUGAACACCAUCAAGACCAGGCCCAUACUAUUCAACCAUUAGCAAACGCUAAUGAACAAUUGUCACCCAAGAACUGCUUAUAUGUUGCCGGUUUUCCAAGAGAAAUUCGUGCAAGAGAGUUGGCUCCUAUUUUUGAAAAAUUCGGUAAAAUCUUAAGAAUUGAUAUUCCGCCUCCAAGAAGUAUUUAUUCCAGACCAUAUGCCUUCGUUCAAUUUGAACACUAUGAAGAUGCAGAAAAAGCUCUAAAUGAAUUAGACAGAAAUCCAUUUGAAUAUGACCCAGCCUUUUUAUUGAGUGUUGAAUGGGCAAAAUCUGAACCAAGACAACCUGGUAUGGUAAUGCCAUCAUUCCGUUCAAUGCCACAACAACAUUCACGUUUCCCAGGGGGCUAUUCACAAAGGGGCGGUAGUUAUGGAUAUCGUGGCAGAGGAGGUGGAUCAAGAGGUGGAUUCCGCGGCGGUAGUUAUCGUGGUGGAUAUCAUAACGGUAUCAGCAGAGGUGGAAGUUACGGUGCUAGGGGUAAUGGAUAUCGUUUUAAUGCUUAUGGCCCACAAUCCAGAGGUGCUAGAAGUGGUGGUUAUAGUAGUAGAGGUGGUGGUUACAGCAAUAGUCGUGGUGGUAGUUAUCCUUAUAGUAAUGAAAAUUAUAGGGGAAACGAAUACUACCAACAAGAACCAUACUAUUAUAAUACCGCUUCAUCCUCUUCUGCUAUUCCACCCCCUGCACAUGCGUCUUCUAAUAUUAAUGGAUCUUAUUCUUCAUCGAGAAAUUAUGGUGGUGAUUAUAAUGAAGAAAUGCCACCUGCUAGAGAUUCUGAAUAUGAACUACAAGAAGAACAACCGGCGCCAGUCCAACCAUACGAAUGA